AUGCCUGAGAAGGUAACCUGGAUGAGGAGGAUGAGGAUUCUGCGGCGGCUACUGAGAAGAUACCGUGAGUCUAAGAAGAUUGACCGCCACAUGUAUCACAGCCUGUACCUGAAGGUGAAGGGGAAUGUGUUCAAAAACAAGCGGAUUCUCAUGGAACACAUCCACAAGCUAAAGGCAGACAAGGCCCGCAAGAAGCUCCUGGCUGACCAGGCUGAGGCCCGCAGAUCUAAGACCAAGGAAGCACGCAAGCGCCGUGAAGAGCGCCUCCAGGCCAAGGAGGAGAUCAUCAAGACUCUGUCCAAAGAGGAAGAGACCAAGAAGUAAAACUCCCCCCUCUUGUCUGUACAUAGUGGCCUGGGUCAUAACAUGUGAAUCAUUUGAAUAAAAUGAGCUUUGUCUG
Molecule: messenger RNA, 400 nt
Organism: Lemur catta (Ring-tailed lemur)
Lineage: Eukaryota; Metazoa; Chordata; Mammalia; Primates; Lemuridae
Product: 60S ribosomal protein L19-like
Exons: 1
Coding region: 1-324 (107 amino acids)
Biological process (GO): translation
Cellular component (GO): cytosolic large ribosomal subunit; ribosome
Molecular function (GO): structural constituent of ribosome; RNA binding
Source: RefSeq, a predicted model, not a curated record